ACAGAUGAGAAGCAGCACCGGCACAAGCAUCAUAAAUUCAUAGUCGCUAGGUUUAUUGUGAUACCUUUUCACUAAAAUUGAAUUCUUUUUCAAGUUUUAAACUUGUUUCAGUUGGUGUCUUAGAUUAAUCUUUAGCAUUGCGGCAUAUCACUAUGCACUAGCAAGAACAGUUAUAUGAUUUCAACUACUACAACUAGUGAUUCAAACCAAAGAGUGAUAAAUUGAACCUUGCCUACAAUACAAUACAAAGUGUGCCUGCCAAGUCACACCGACAAACCUUGCUUUGGUCUUCUCAUCCUGUUUUCAAGUAGCCACAGGUAUGACCUUUUUGGCUUGUGUUUUCUCCUUUCCAUAAAUUCCAAACAUCAAGUUCUUCAAGAAAUGAUACUGAUGGAGACAUCACAUCUAGGAUUCACUUACUCUAUAUAUGAUGCAUGUUUGUAAUGAUCUUCAAAUUCUUACUCAUACAACAGCUAGUUUCAAAUCCAAUAAUGUUCCCUGCUUUGUGGAACCCACCUGAGCGUACCUUAGGCGUUAGGACUCACAUUUUUGCAACUUUACUCCUACCCUUGAAUAUUCUAUCCACUUCUCAAUAUUGAUCAGAACAAAAACUUAACUUGGCUUUAAAGCUUAGUAAUAGAUCAGAAACAUGGUCUCAACUUGCACACUACUCUUUAGGGUGAUCACAUAUAUAAUGUGGUCCAUAACUAAAACAGAAUGUGCAUUCAAUACCUGGUUAAUAAGCUUGCUAUGGAGAAUCAAAGGAGUGUUAUUACCUUGAUCCUUUUUCUGAUCCUUACUAAAAGCGUAAGUUCAACUGAAUUUGAUAGCAGUGAAUAUGAAGAAGGGGAAAGCCAUUCCAUAUCCUUCCAAAGCUCUAGGAGCGAAAUGGGAGAUGUCGAAGAAGGUGAAUGGGAGAUGGUGCAAACCAAGGGAAACCAAUUUGUGGUGAGGGACCAACCUUUCUAUGUGAAUGGAUUCAACACAUACUGGCUGAUGGUAUUUGCUGCGGAUGAGUCCACCAGAGGAAAGGUCAGUGAGGUGUUCAAGCAUGCAUCCUCAGUAGGCAUGACAGUUUGCAGGACUUGGGCCUUCAACGACGGUCAAUGGCGAGCCCUUCAGAAAUCUCCAUCAGUUUAUGACGAACGCGUCUUCAAGGCACUAGAUUUUGUGGUGAGUGAAGCAAAGAAAUACAGAAUAAGGCUCAUACUGUCAUUGGUAAACAACUGGGAGGCUUAUGGCGGCAAAGCGCAGUAUGUCAAAUGGGGAACUGCUGCCGGCCUCAACUUGACCUCCGAUGACGACUUCUUCUCACAUCCAACUCUCAGAAGCUACUACAAGAACCAUGUUAAGACGGUGCUCAACAGAGUAAAUACGUACACAAACAUCACCUACAAGGAAGACCCUACAAUUUUCGCUUGGGAACUCAUGAAUGAGCCUCGAUGUAUCUUGGAUUCCUCAGGUGAUACAUUACAGGAAUGGAUAAAAGAAAUGGCAUUCUAUGUGAAGAGCAUUGAUACAAAGCACCUAGUGGAGAUUGGUCUUGAAGGAUUUUACGGACCCUCAACACCUCAAAGAGUUCAGUUCAACCCAAACGUAUUUGCUCAACAGGUUGGAACUGAUUUUAUCAGGAACCACCAGGUUCUCGGUGUAGACUUUGCUUCUGUUCACAUCUAUCCAGACUCUUGGAUUUCACAAUCAAUUGCUGAUACCCAUCUCCCAUUCAUAAAGUCUUGGAUGGAAGCCCACAUCGAGGAUGCUGAAAAGUACCUUGGAAUGCCCGUUGUUUUUGCCGAGUUUGGUGUAUCUUCAAAAGAUCCUGGUUACAAUUCAUCAUACAGAGACAACCUCAUAAACACAGUGUACAAGACCAUCCUUAACUCCACAAAGAAAGGAGGUAGCGGGGCUGGAAGCCUUUUGUGGCAGCUCUUUCCUGAUGGAACAGACUACAUGGAUGAUGGAUAUUCAAUUGUUCUCUCAAAAUCUCCUUCCACCUCAAGCAUCAUAUCCCUUCAAUCCACAAGGCUUGCUCUGUUCAACUCCUUGUGUUCUAAGAGAUGUCACUGGAGUUGUAAGAAGAAAAGCAUGUUCCAAAAAGUACUAUAUCAUGAUGAGCUCUAACAGCAUGUGGUAAAAGUCACAAAUGGUAUUAUAGUCAUAUAACCAUGCAUGUGUUGAUAGAAGUGGAUGCCACACAAGAGUCUCAACUUCAGUCUUGAAAUGAUACUAAAAGAAAGUAAAGAGACUGGAGAUUCACCAUCCCGUUCUGCUUGUGUUGUC
Arachis ipaensis is the source of this 2280-nucleotide messenger RNA. RefSeq names its product Glycosyl hydrolase superfamily protein (gene MAN6). Gene Ontology annotation, molecular function: mannan endo-1,4-beta-mannosidase activity. NCBI's taxonomy places the organism in Eukaryota, Viridiplantae, Streptophyta, Magnoliopsida, Fabales, Fabaceae. Gene Ontology annotation, biological process: polysaccharide catabolic process. The record is from RefSeq and is a predicted model, not a curated record.